Molecule: messenger RNA, 1079 nt
Organism: Anoplophora glabripennis (Asian longhorned beetle)
Lineage: Eukaryota; Metazoa; Arthropoda; Insecta; Coleoptera; Cerambycidae
Product: endoglucanase 5A
Exons: 1
Coding region: 50-1024 (324 amino acids)
Biological process (GO): carbohydrate metabolic process
Molecular function (GO): hydrolase activity, hydrolyzing O-glycosyl compounds
Source: RefSeq, a predicted model, not a curated record
UUAACGUUAGGUAGUGUUGUAUGGUCGCAGUGAGCACAACCACUUGAACAUGAGAUUCGCAUUCGUCCUCCUAGCUGUAUUGGGCAGCUCAAUCAACUUCGCCUUCUCGAAGGAUGCUUUGAAUGAACCCGUGAGCAAGCAUGGACAACUUUCCGUCAGUGGUAACAAGUUGGUUAACGCAAAUGGCGAAGAGGUACAAUUGAAAGGCAUGUCUCUAGCAUGGAGCAUCUGGUGGCCCCAAUACUAUAACGAACCAACCGUUGAAGGCGUUAAGAACGGUUGCCAUUCCAACGUUAUUCGUGCCCCUCUGGCUAUCGAGACGAACGAUGGUGGAUACUUGACCGACCCCGAGGGACAGAAGAAGCUGAUCGUGGACGUCAUCGAGGCGGCAAUCAAGCACGACAUAUACGUCAUCGUCGAUUGGCAUGAAGAGAAGGCCGAGACUCACUUGGAACAAGCGGUAGACUUCUUCGACCAAAUCUCCAAGACGUACGGAGGCUACCCCAACAUCAUCUACGAGACUUUCAAUGAACCAACAACCCAGUCAUGGUCUGACGUACUCAAGCCAUACCACGAGGCUGUCAUCAAAGCCAUUCGUGCUAAUGAUCCAGACAAUAUUAUCAUUGUAGGUACACCUACUUGGUCCCAGAGUGUGGACCAGGCAGCUGCUGAUCCUAUCACAGACUAUGAUAAUAUUUUGUACUCUCUCCACUUCUACGCUGGUACCCACACACAGUGGCUUAGAGAUACUACUAAGGCUGCUCUUGACAAGGGAAUUGGUAUCUUCGUCACUGAAUACGGAACCACUAAGGCUGACGCAACUCCCCCAAUUGCUCUGGAGGAAACCAAGUUGUGGUGGUCUUUCAUGGAUGAGAACAAUAUGUCUUAUGUAAACUACGAUAUCACCGACAAAGAAUCAGAAGCAGCUUCUGUGUUGGUCCCUGGAACCACUGCUGAAAACGUAUGCAAGGAAGGUUAUUUGACCGAAUCUGGACUUCUUGUCGUGGAACAAAACAAAAAAUAAAUCAUCCUUUUGUUGACCUGUAAACUUGAAUACACAAUAUACUAAAUCAUAUUUA